Melampsora larici-populina 98AG31 is the source of this 1932-nucleotide messenger RNA. RefSeq lists its product as uncharacterized. The coding region runs from base 1 to 1932 and encodes 643 amino acids. Lineage: Eukaryota; Fungi; Basidiomycota; Pucciniomycetes; Pucciniales; Melampsoraceae. The transcript is spliced from 5 exons. The record is from RefSeq and is a predicted model, not a curated record.
AUGCAGGGACACCAUUUACGCAGUGGUGUUGACACGGCUAACAGUUGCAUUGGGUAUCAAUCUGGGAUGAUUAGACGGUCAACUGGUUGCUGGAGACGCGUGAAACUUAAAGUGACGACUCGGAAUCGUGGCCGCGAUGUUUGGUCCAGAUGGAAAUUGCCAUCAUCGAAUGCUGAGCGCACCACCCGCACGAAAAAAUCCAUUGUUUUGAUAUACGAACAGGAUUUGUGGGCUGGGGAUGAAUUGAGUAACAGUUGCAUUGGUAAUCCAUCUGGAACAAUUGGAAUGACAACUUCUUGCUGGAGACGCGUGAAAGGGAAGAGCCGCGACGUGGUUGUUAUUUCUGGUCAAGAUAUAAAUUUUGUUAAGUGUGAAUCACCGGAUAACUCACAACAGGUUGCCUAUGAGUCAUUCCUCAUUAACCUUUGUGCAAGUCCAAAACUGAUCACAUGGAAUUCGACUUCAACCCUCCAGCCUGAAGUCUCAGAAAAAGCAUUGAUCAAGUCUUCCGCUUGUGUUUUGCUACCUGCCAAAAGAAAGUGUCCCGUUCGCCGACAAAGACUUCCAAAAAUCUUGAUUUCGAAUCAAGAUAGCAAUUUGGACAUGGCUCCUGCCACCAAAGUUGAUCCUAAACCGUCUCUACUCAAUCCAACAGCUAGUUUUAUCCCGCUCACUGAAGACCAAUCCCAAAACUAUCAUAUCUUCAAUGAGUUACUUGCUGAACACGAAAUAUCAAAUGUUUCCCGUUUGGCACCCGAACUCCCCUCGAUCACUCCUAACCCAUCUCGGGGAACGAAAAGAUCAGUCUCAAACUCACAACUUUUCACAGCUAGUUCACCAACUUCAAAGAAAUCAAAACCAACACUUCACUGGACCGAAAUCUUAGAUGAUCUGAUGACGGCUUCGGAUUGGGAAGAAGCAGAAGAAGAGGCACAGAAAGAAGCUGAUCAAAACAAAAAAACAGUUGAUGCGACUUCACUUAAACAAACAGUCUCUUUCAUCCCGCUCACUGAAGACCAGUCCGAGAACUUUCAUAUCUUCAAUGAGCUACUUGCCGAAUACAAUGUAUCUACAUCUCCAAACCAUUCACUUUCGACAUCCAAAACCACUUCAAUCAACACCAACUUAUCUCAGAGAACAAAAAGAUCACCUUCACAUUCACAAUUUGUCACCACUCGUGCACCAAUCUCGAGAAAAUCAAAACCAACACUUCAUUGGACUGAGAUCUUGGAUAAUUUCAUGACAGUUUCUGAUUGGGAAGAAGCCGAAGAAGAGUUAAUGCAAGAGUCUAAUCAAAGUAAAUCGAUAGUUACUUUCAACAAAAGCAAAGAACCAACUUUGGAUCUAGAAACUUGUGCCUCUGUACCACAAGAAUUCACACCUCUCACUUUUGUAGAAUCUUCAAAUUUUGAUAUCUUUAAUGAGUUGGUUCUAGAACACCAACUUUUAGAGACUUUGAAAUCCUCAUCAUCUGAAUGUACUACUGCCACAUCCUCCCCACCACCGAGGAAUCAAAACUCUUCUUCAAUAUCAACACCUUCAAAACCUAGCUUACAAAGUUUCAAAGAUAGUCAAAGACAGCUUCAUUGGUCUGAAGUUUUGGAUAGUCUUAUGACAGACGAAGAUCGAGAAGAGGCAGAUGAAUCUUUCACAAUUUCCGUCAAAUCUGACUUGAAGAAACCUAUCACUUGUCCUGAAACACCUUUGGAGUCUUUUAUUCCUUCAUCUUAUUCGAGCGCUGAGAAUACUCAUGCUUUACCCACACCUAUAGAAGAACUUAAAGAUCCUUUUGAAUUGAUUAGUAACGAUUAUCAAAACUCUUACUAUCAAUCAGAUAUGAGUUUUGAUUUGGUGAAAUCUUCUUUAAAAGAAUCUGAUUAUCUUUCAAUGGAAUUUUCAAGUUUUAAUUUUGAAAAUUCUUUUUGUAGUUGA